Messenger RNA from Tachysurus vachellii, 2680 nucleotides. RefSeq lists its product as uncharacterized. NCBI's taxonomy places the organism in Eukaryota, Metazoa, Chordata, Actinopteri, Siluriformes, Bagridae. The coding region runs from base 223 to 897 and encodes 224 amino acids. The record is from RefSeq and is a predicted model, not a curated record. The transcript is spliced from 5 exons.
UAAAGAACUCAUGGCCUUACCUGUUUUGUCUGAAGGGGAUCUUUUUACAUUUCCAAUUGCUUACUGACAUCUCACUGCUACAAAAAAUCAUGGAGAGCAUUGAAGGGAAAGGAAAGAGGAUUCUAAGAUUUAUUCAAGAAAAGCCAACAAACAAAGAGGUGUGUGCUGUUCUGUCAAAGUAUCAAGAGGGAAAUUCUCUGGUCCUGUGCAUCUUAACUCUUAAUGGCCCAUUUCAAAGAGAGAACAGAAUCACUUCUAAUUGAAGCUGAUGCAGCAGCAACUGCAGCCGACAUGGAAAGAGAGGGAUUACCGGAUUCACCCGCAUUGAUCAUCCAAGGUGAAUCCAUGACCCCAAGCAAAUGGAUGUUGUCUGUCGAGAGGGAAGUUGUCCUGGGCCCAUUUUCAGAGGCAUUUGUUGAGGGCCUGGCAGCAUUGUUUGCGACCUAUUACAACUUAAAUCUUGCUUAUCAGGAUGACGCUGCAUGCACGCUGGAAUUUAUUCAGAGUUUUUACUCCCCUCCCCGUGCCGCACCGCACCGCCAACCCCCAACCCCCACAUCGCAUUACACUCCACACGUGAAAGCGGGAGACAGGAGAGCAAGCUGUGCCGUCACCGUGACCGUGACUGUCGGAGAGAUGUCAGCCAAAUCUUCUGUUAUACAAUUUGGCUACCUAAACCACAAAGAGUUCAUCUGUAAAAUUGCAUCCAAAAGAAAACAUACUGUACAGCAGUGUGUAAGUUCUGCAACCCAACGCUUACUGAGACGGCUGGGACCACAUCAAACUUCUAUCGACAUUCGGAAAGGAAGCAUAAAGAAAGAGGACUUGUGGGCAUCAACCUGGAAAAUGGAUCAAAAGUUGCUGCUGGAAAGCGAGACAAGAAAAUGCAUGGAAUGAACCCACAUGUAUGCACACUGUUGCGUAAACUAAUGGACUUUGAAUGGCUUGUCGCCAUUUAAAGUAUUUCAAUAGAAUUGAUACCACUGACCCGAUUUCCAACACUCUAAAAAAUGAUGUGUUGGAUUUACUUAAAAUAUGUAUGCACCAUUUUUGCAUCACACUUUUUAAGUAAACCCAACUUGGAAAAAAUUACUUAAAAUUAACAAGAAAACUGUUGUUAUAUGUACUUAAAUUUUUGGGUACACUCAACAUUGUUUACUUAAAAAUAUAUGUAACAUGGUAGAAUUUGCUAAGUAAUUGCAAGUUAAGUUAACUUAAAAUUUAAGCUCAUUUAUGUUAAAAAAGAUAAUUAAUUGAGUUGAACCAAUGUAAAAUUUUAACUUAUUUUAGAUCAUCAGCUAUUGGUCUGCAUACUGCACUGCUGCUUGAAUGGGUUAAACGCAGAGCACAAAUUCCUAGUAUGGGUCACCAUGUCACUUCACUAAAAUAAAUUACACAUGCAAAUCACACAAAAUAAAGCAUUUCACUUUAUUUUUUGAAACAGGCUGCAAUACAAUGGUGAAGCCUAAAACCACACAUCAUGAAUGUACAACAAAUGUGUCAAAUUAACAAAUGAAAGUUCACUUCCAACAGGACACUUCCUUGAUGCUGCCCCCUUUGCAACACAUUCUUGCUCUGAACUAGAAGGAGAAAAAAACAGUUUUAUAUUUAGUAUGAAUAGACAAGACAUUGCAGCGUCUUACUAGCAUAGACCUUUUCAGUAAAAGAUUGUAUAUACUAAAAUGACCUAAAAUGACGCAUCACCUUUUUUUGGCAAAAUACUCAUAUACUGGUAAUUUAUCAAUACUGUUAUUUAAAGAUAUUAAUAGAUUACGUUUUUGCAUAAUGUGCUAUGCUGAGACCAGCGGAUGUGGCUAGCGUGUCACGCCCUUCUGCUCCGCAUUUACGCAUGCGUAGAAGUUUCUCAUUAUUAUAAGAAAAUAUGUUACGAGAAACAAAGUCAUUAUUACGAGAAACCUUUUCGUUAUUAUGAGAAAAUAGUACUGGUGGUAUGAUGCACCCGUGAGCGCUAAUUAUAUAAAUGAUUGGCAAUUAUCUGUUUGUGAAUUAUUCUAAAAAAUGAAAAAAAAUUACGUUUCAAGCCAACUUUUCUGGUUCAUUUUGAUGGUGGGAAUUGAACAAAGAACUGCAAAGCGUUACACGGAGCAGGGCGGGAACAGCUUCAUCCGAAUUCGCAAUUAUCUUAAUGCAAACGUGCCAACGUGAUGCAUGGUCAUAUACCUCUGAAAUAAACAAAUUAACCACUAGAACAUUCAUUCGAUGGAGGCACACUGCUUUUAGGCGGACAAUCGCGUGUACACUCGUUCAAACUGGACUUUCAUAAGUAUUCAAGUAACACGUUUCUAAUUGUUGAAGCUAAAUUCGUAGCAAUUCAGAAAUUCAAUUUAAAAAAGUUUCUUUCUUGACCACAAACGCAUUAACACAAAUAAACGAAUGUACGUUAAAACGACAAAUCUUACCUCUUUUCAGCGUCUUCGUCUCUUUGCGUUUCAGAAAAUAUCUUCAUCUAACACUACAAACAAGUGUUUAUUAAUGUCAAAACCUCAAAAUCGAAUAUUUUGCUUAGUUUAUAGAAAGUUAAGCUUACCUCUUUCCACCGUCUUCACAUCACAAAAUGGCUCCAGUUUUUUUUUCCAGAUUUGCAUAUCACGUGGCUCACAGUCAAACUUAAAAUAUUAUGUUAUAAUUACUUAGUUUUGAUGCAAUUUUAAUACUAGUU